UCUGAGAUGGGCAGAAAGAGACUUCAAAACCACAAGGAUGACGAAGAUUACACUCCUGGUUCUUAUGUGCCUCUUCGUUCUAUGUAAAGCUCAAGAGGUAGAAAACGUUAGCAAAAAUGCACAUUGCCCAGGAUCAGAUGGCUGCUCAGAUGCUUCCCUUGUUUCCAUGGCUCAAAACCUUGGAGCACUGGGGGAGAAAGUUACAAACCUGGUAGAAAAAGUUACACUUCUGGAGACUAAACUGGAAAACACUGAAAAAGAAGUCCUGGAGCUGAGGAGCCUCAAUGCAGACACACCUAAGGUGGCGUUUUCAGCAGCUCUCAGAGAAUCUGGAUCUGGAAACAUCGGACCUUUCACCACUAACACCCCACUGCAGUAUAAGAAGGUCUUCUCCAACUUGGACAAUGGCUACAAUCCUUCAACAGGUAUUUUCACUGCGAAGGUGAAAGGAAUGUACUUCUUCCGGUUCUCAAUGUUCAACAACCUCAACGCUGUUCCAAACUCUGUUGUGAGUCUUAUGAAGAACGGCGUCCGUCUGACAUCUGUGUGGGACACCUCAGGGUCUGACGCUAACGACAUGGGCAGUAACGCUGUGGUCAUCGCCCUGGAGCCGGGGGAUAGUGUGUAUGUAGAGCUGUUGCACAACAGGGUGGUCUAUGAUGAUGCCAUGAACUACAACACCUUCAGUGGAUUUCUGCUUUUCACUAUGUGAAUUCUUCAGCAUUUCCGUCAUUUUACAUACACUACAAAAUAAAAGUUAUGGAUUUUUUUGUUUUGUUUUUUUGUAAUUUUUUUGGUCAUUUUUGCUAUUUGUAAAAAAAACUAUGUCUGGUCAUUAAAAAAAUGUGUUUCAAUUCAAUUCACACACAAAAAAGUA
Molecule: messenger RNA, 877 nt
Organism: Sphaeramia orbicularis (orbiculate cardinalfish)
Lineage: Eukaryota; Metazoa; Chordata; Actinopteri; Kurtiformes; Apogonidae
Product: complement C1q-like protein 2
Exons: 3
Coding region: 38-712 (224 amino acids)
Molecular function (GO): protein binding
Source: RefSeq, a predicted model, not a curated record